UGGGGGCCAAGCCUCGGCAGGCGCUGCCCGGCCGUGGCGUGAGUUAGUGGAUGGCUGAAAGUUAGCUUGACCAUUGAGUUGCUGAAAUGUUUUGCUGCUUGAGAGCCGUGAGAAGGUUAUGUCUGGAGAAGAUACUGCUACAAUGCAUUCUUCAGUCAAGAACUUUGUCAGGAGCUGAUGCCAUCAAUGCUCUCAGACCUUUCUAUUUUGCUGUGCAUCCAGAUUUCUUUGGCCAGCAUCCCAAAGAGAGGGAAGUAAAUGAAAACUCUUUGAAGAGGUUAAAUGGCUACUUGGAGAAUCUACAGAAACCAGGAUUUCGCUCCUUUAAGCCAACUCAGCUUACUUUUUAUGUAAGAGAAAGAGAACCAAACUCUUCUAAUGUUCAAGAGUCCUUCAGUGCUUCAGGGUUUCGAGCAGUCAGUUUUACAUUACAUACUAGGGAUCUCCUGAGCACAGUAUUAGAUAUUCUCAACUCCUGCAGUUUAUCUACGGAUCAUAUUCAAAGUUUGAAUGAGAACUCUCAGGCCCACAAGGAAGCGAAAAGCACAGUGAACAGACCUAUCAGAUGGGAUAAGACUUAUUAUUCAUUUACUGGAUUCAAGGAUCCUGAGGAGGAACUAGAACAAGCCCAGAGAGUGGAAACAACUUUAAUAUCCUGGCUAGAUGAUAAUGAAGCAAGUGCAGUAAAAAAGCUGAAAAAGAGUUUGCCACUUAGAAAAGAACUAGAACGUUUAAAAUUUGAACUUUGUCAUCAACUCCAGCUCUCAGAUAUCAGGUGGCAGAGAAGCUGGGGUAUUGCUCACCGCUGUAGCCAACUACACAGUCUGGGUCGCUUAGUCCAACAGAGACCUGAAGUAUUAGAGAAUGUUAAAGGACACACGGUGGUAUUUACAGACCGUUCAGGUAUGAGUGCAGCAGGCCACAUAAUGCUCGGGACCAUGGAUGUUCACCAUCACUGGACCAAAAUUUUUGAGAGAUUGCCAAAUUAUUAUAAACUUCAAAAAAGGCUGCUGUUCUUGGAAGAUCGAAUAAGCCAACUUCUGGGAGGCAUACAAGUAAUAUAUAUUGAAGAACUGCAACCCCUGUUGACUCUAGAAGAGUACUAUGAGACUCUGGACUCUUUCUAUAAUAAAUUACGUGACAGUAGACUACCUUUUCAUCCUCGCAGUCUGCGAGGCUUGCAAAUGAUUCUGGAAAGUGACAGAUAUGCACCAAGCUUACAUGAAUUUGGACACUUCAUGAUCCCAACGGUUUGUGAUCCAGCAACCCUUCAAUGGUUUAUUUUUGCCAAAGCACAGGAAGCAAGAGAGAAUCUGAAAAGAAAGGAGGAGAUGAUGAUUACAGAAAAAGAGCUAAUCAAUACUUCCACUGAAAAAUUUUCUUUGGAUCGGCUGUAUAAGGAACCCAGUGUUUCCAGUGCACAGAUGAUAGAUUGUUGUAAGCGACUGCUAGAAGAAUCGUUGCCGUACCUACAAGGCAUGCACCUUUGCAUUUCGCAUUUCUACUCUGUGCUGCAGGAUGGAGACCUGUGUAUACCUUGGAACUGGAAAAACUGAGGACAUAUCUGAUAAUCAGAUUAAUUGUUUAUUUUCUGUAAGAGGCUAUAAAUGUUUUUAAGAGUAAAUUAUUUAAAUCUGUAUUUUGAUAUCCGUAUUCAACCCACAAAUUUUCUAACUGCUGCUCAAAAAGGAUUGGAGUCCUGGACAAUUUGCACAAUGAGCAGUAUUGCCAGUUCUGGGAAAGGCAUCUGUACAUUUCUCCAUAGUACUGUAGGAGUCCCAGUAUAUGGUAGCAGUAGUGAAACCGCAUUUUUUGUAGUGAAUUACGAAAAUACAUUAAAUUGCAAGUCUGCAAAAAUGUGCAUAUGUAUUUUUAAUAUACAUUAAUAUUGCCAGAUAGAUCAUCUUAAAUAAAGAGUGUAGUACUCAAACCAGACAUGACAUGUUAUCUUAAGGGAUUCAUUGAAUGCAGAAGUUGAGUACGUAAGUUACCUGGUGGCAAUAUUGGCAUUUCGUAUUGCUACCUAUUACUGAAUUUAAAAAAAAAAAAAGGACAAGGGAAAAAACCAUCAGAGUAUUUCCACUUUGCAGAAGAAAGCAGUACAUUAACUUGGUCUCUACAGUAGACUUUCAUAUGCUGGUCCAAUAUUGUUGCCUUAGAAUUUCAAAAUACAUCAGUUGUACUGUCUGCGGUUACUUUAAAGAAGAUGUGAUUCUCUUUUUGUUUUCUGGCAAUUGCUCCAUAAAUACAGACGAUCCUCUUUACGUACACUAUAACAGAUUGCAAAUCCCAUUCACAACACUUAAAACCUGAGUAGUUUAAUGUGACACCUAAGGAAAGGAAGCAUUGAUUUGUGUGGGAUUGUCUGCAAGAAUAAGCACUUCUCCGUGAGAGCAAGGAGUUUGCAGUAAGGCAAACGUGGAUCUUCACUGGUACUUUAUUCCUUGAAAAAAAUGAAAUAAAGUGUGAAUGUAUGUCAACACUUUCCAUUGUAAUGCAUGCCAAGAUGCAUUUUGUAUUUGGGUUACUACUUUGCAAAAUGUCUUUUGAGAAGAACCAACUGCUUAAGGUUUCUGGACUUGAAUUCACCUGUAACAACUGGCAAAAAAAAAAAAGGAAUUGUCAAAUGCUUACUUGCCUUGUAUUUAUAUUUGUAUUGAGCAGGGAAAUUGUUGUGGUUCUCUGUUUUCUCCUGUUAAAAGGCUUAGUGUCAAGUUGUUUAUUAUGUUGCCAAACUUAAAUCAAAAACACCCACUGUCAUCUCAAACAUGUCUGUUUUAAAACAUUGAGACAGAGCUGUGACUUUCUCAGGCCUUUAAUUCAGCUGAAUUACUAGCAAUUCCUGUAUACAUUCUGAAGAUCAGUUGAUAGUUUCUUCUAAGUAGUUAACUUCCAUUGCACAUUACUUUCCUUUGAUCCAUCUAGCAUUCAUGAUACUGUCCAUGUCCCAGUUGUGCUAAGCAAAUGAGCCAGUCCUGUCAGUUGUAGCCUGGCAAUAUUCCCUGUAACAGCUCUCUGAAAGUAGGCUGUCUUCAGGAAUAAAAGCUGAGUAUAGUAAUUUUUUUUUUUUCUUGCUUGAGUUGAGUGAUCCCUUACAGGUCUUCAGGCAAGAAGUAGCUGUCCAGUUUGACUAUAGAGAAGAUAA
Gavia stellata (red-throated loon) is the source of this 3145-nucleotide messenger RNA. RefSeq names its product T cell activation inhibitor, mitochondrial (gene TCAIM). Lineage: Eukaryota; Metazoa; Chordata; Aves; Gaviiformes; Gaviidae. The transcript is spliced from 11 exons. The coding region runs from base 87 to 1556 and encodes 489 amino acids. Gene Ontology annotation, cellular component: mitochondrion. The record is from RefSeq and is a predicted model, not a curated record.